UUAACGGUUAACAACGAAGCUUCGAGAGAGAGAAAGAAAGAGUUGGGUUUUCAGUUCAGUAGGGUUUCGCUAUCUACAUAGUACAUACCAGAGACACACACAGCGAAGAACCAUCAUCGCUUCUGACUCCCACUGGUUGAUAAAUAGCAGUUGGUUGGAACAAUAAGAGAGACAAUCCAAGUAACAAAAGGUUGGAAGAGGGAUGAAAAGAUAUAAAAUAGUUUACAAGUAAAAAAGAAGAGGAAAGAAUGGAUACUAGCAACAAUAUUGUUGCUAUUGUGUAUUUUGAUGGUUCCAUUAGUACAGCCACAAAUGAAGGUGUAACAUUUAUAUGUGAUGAACCAACAUUUUUCACAAUUCCCCAAUCCAUGUCCUUCGUGGAACUAAACGCUGGUCUUUGUCAAGAUAUAAAUGGCGGCAGUAAAAGGGAAGUGGUGAAAAUAAUAUACAGGUGUCCAAUAUCAAUUGUUAAUGGAAAUAUAAAAUAUCAAGCAGUUAAAAUAAGCAGUGACAAUGAUAUGAGACUACUGUGUAUGACAUAUAGACAGUUUCAACCACACAUUACUGUCAUUGAGCUAUAUGUAGAGUUCGAAGAUGUUGCUAAAGCCAAUGACGAUGGAGCUGGUCCCAAUUCAUGUCCGGUCAAAGAGCAGUGUGAUGAAGAAGUUUCGACAUCAUGUCCAGCUAAUCAGCAGUGCAAUGAAACAGUUCUGAGAUCAUGUUCAGCUAACAAGCAGCGCGAUGAAACAGUUCCGUGUGUAUCUCCAGCUAACCAUCAGUGUGAUGAAACAGUUCCUAGUUCAUAUCCACAACUUGAAGAAGUUAAGCCAAGCCCAUUUCCAAUAAGAGGUACAGAGUGUGAAAUUAACAAUAGUGAAAUUGAUAAUUUCUUAGAACAAGAACAUAGAAGUGGUGGCAAUGGUGCAGAUGAUACUGAUGGUUGUGAAGAUGAGGAGAAUGUACCAAAUAGAGUGGCUAUUGAGCAUCCAUUCAAGCCUGUACCAUUCAUGCGUACUUUAGAUCUUGAAGCUAUGCAUGCCCCUGAGUUUCCAGAGUAUGUAAAUGUGAGUAAGAAUUAUGCUGCAAAUGGUAAAUUGUGUGUUGGAAUGCUAUUCAAGAAUAAAGAGGGUGUAGUACAAGCAAUUAAAAAUUACAGUUUAUCUAAAUCAGUGGAUUACAAAGUUCAUGAGUCAGAACCAGCAACUUUUUAUUGCAAGUGCAAGUACUUUGGUUCAGGGUGCAAAUGGCUUGUUAGGGUCAGUUUCAUAAAGAAUAAGGAUGUUUGGGAAAUCAGGAGAUACAAUGGACCACACACCUGUAACUCAGAGAUGGUCUCUCAAGACCAUACAAAGUUGGAUUCUGACAUGAUUGCACAACAUAUAGGGCCUAUGGUCCGAGAUGAUCCAUCUUUCAAUGUAAAUCAUGUGAUUUCAGAGAUUCAAUCUCGGUAUGGAUACACAACAACAUACCGUAAAGCAUACUUGGCAAAACAAAAGGCAAUUGAAAAUGUUUAUGGUAGUUGGGAGGGCUCAUUUGAAAUUCUGCCGAAAUGGUUGGAAGCAUUGUCUCUUAUUGUUCAUGGUUCAAUUGUUGAACUUGAAACACUACCAGCCUACCAUGGCACUGAGCUGUUGCCGAAUGUUCGAUUAUUCCAUCGAUUGUUUUGGACAUUUGGGCCUUGCAUAAAAGCGUUUGAACAUUGCAAACCAAUAGUCCAGGUAGAUGGGACACAUUUGCAUGGAAAAUAUGAAGGGAUUUUAUUGGUUGCAGUUGCACAAGAUGGCAAUCAAAGUCUAUUGCCAAUCGCAUUUGCAAUUGUUGAUGAUGAGACCGUAGAUGCAUGGUAUUUUUUUCUAUUUAACCUACGUAAGCAUGUAGUGAUGAAGGAUGGGGUUACCAUCAUUUCUGAUGACCACGAGUCAAUUAAAACAGCAAUAAAUCGAUGUCAUGAUAUGUGGGCACCACCGAAAGCAUUUCACAUGUAUUGCAUUCGACACAUAGCUUCUAAUUUCUUGAGGAAAUUUGAGAAGCCCUACUUGCAUCGACUUGUUGUGAGCAUAGGGUAUUCAAGGACUGAGCGUGAAUAUAAUUACCACUACAAGCAAAUGCGUCAACAUGGCGAUGCAUAUACCAAGUGGCUUGAUGAAAUUCCUCGAGAAAAGUGGGUUCAAGCCUUUGAUGGUGGACACCGAUAUGGACAUAUGACGACGAAUUGUUGAAUGUAUAA
This is a messenger RNA of Arachis duranensis, 2227 nucleotides long. RefSeq lists its product as uncharacterized. Lineage: Eukaryota; Viridiplantae; Streptophyta; Magnoliopsida; Fabales; Fabaceae. The transcript is spliced from 4 exons. The record is from RefSeq and is a predicted model, not a curated record. Bases 249 to 2219 code for a protein of 656 amino acids.